AUGGAGGCAUCCCUAUUUCCACAGCCUUGUCGGUUGCUGAGUCUCCCAACCGAAGUCAAACUCCACAUUGUCGACUUUCUGGACAACCGGAGAGACCUAUACAAUUUGUCCCAAACAUGCCGUGUUCUGGAAGACAUGGUUAUGGCUCGACUGUACCACACCAUCGACUUCGAACUGGACCAGAGUCGGAAGGCAACCUUCCGCAAGCCAGUCACCCAGUCAGUACGGGAGUUCACGAUGAGAAAUGGGCGGAUCCAAAGGAGAAAUUCAAUGCACAAACGCAGACGUAUCUCCGAUGCAGGUUCCUUCAGCGCCGCUGUCAAUGGUCUCCUUGAGAAGAUCCCUGCAAAUCAGUUGACACGCUUCGAGUUUUUCCACCAAAGACCAAUGAGUCCCCAAGUGCUCGAUUUCCUCGCCCGUCGGCACGGGAACACGCUCCAACACCUCUCCUUCUACGAUCUUGAAUCCGGGCAACAGAGCCUUGUGCCCGAGGCCCUCAGCGUCUUGGAUGCUCGCACCGUGAAUGAAGGAGAUGCCGUGGAAAAAAUCAUAUCCGCGAACAAGAGGACCUUACAGUGUCUAUCCUUGGGACAAGAGAAGCAACUAAUAGAACGAUACCAGCACAACAGACUCGGCCUCUACAACCAGAUACCUCAGCCGAGGGAGAGUUUCCUCACCUCAGCAUACGCACUGGAUUCAUUUCCCCAGCUCCGCGAGCUCUCUUUGUCCGGCUUGGACGUCGGACUCCUCCGGCCAGCAUCGAUGUCGCAAGCUCGUUUCUUCUGCCGCCUCGAGCGGCUUGCACUAGAAUCCUGCCCCGGAAGCAUUGAACUACUGGAAUCCAUCGCAAGUACCUUCCACUGGACCGCCACGUCGCCCGAAGCACCCCAAACCCCACAAGCGACCCCUUCCCUGAAACAUUUCCUCUUCCGACACGAAAAUCCCACGGCCGCCCUGAAGGACGCGACGGUCCGCUUCCUCACCUCCUUCACUGGCCUGCGCACUCUGUCUUUGUUGUUCGAGAAUGCCGCCAUUCUAGAGCGGCCUAGCACGUUCAUCGCCGAGCACGGUCCUACCCUUGAAACCCUCGUCUUUGAAUCACGCAUCCAACCCCGCGAGCACUUAACAAUGGAUACAUCCCGCCCGUUCGGCGUCGGCGGCUACAGCCACGAUCUCUGGGAAGAUUCCAUCAACGACAUUGCCCGAUUGUGUCCCAACCUCGUCGAGCUAGGCAUGGGAUUCCCCUGGACAGAUGAAAUGGUGCGGCUAAGAAAGACGGCCCUCCCAACCCUCCAGCACCUCAAGACCAUUCACGUCCGCAAUUUCCCCGAAAACCAGACCCUAAGCCAACUGGGCGACUACACCAUCAAAGAGUACGCCAUCAAGUUCGUGGAGUGGGUGUUUCCGGCUCGUGUCGGCGGCCCGAGACCCGCGUUGACGCACCUCGCCAUCGGCCCUACCAUCUACGAAAGCAGGUGGAACAUCACACCUCAGUCAGAGCCGACAACGAUGUCCGCGAAUACGAGCACCACGCAUACGACAUGCCCCAUGCCAGUCUUCAAUACGUCCACGUACAGGCCCACGCCACCCCGGCCGCAAGCCCACCCCGCAACGCGAUCUCAACCCCCUGAGUUUCUGAGGACCCACCACUUCUGCCUCGACUGGGCCAAGACGCGAUUCAACCGCUGGUCCCCCUUGAUCACGCCCGUGAGCGAGAGGUUCAUGGAGGAGAUCUCGGGGCAGAAACCCCUGCGUGGCGUGUUCGAGCAGGUGUGGCUGAGAUGA
Molecule: messenger RNA, 1785 nt
Organism: Cladophialophora yegresii CBS 114405
Lineage: Eukaryota; Fungi; Ascomycota; Eurotiomycetes; Chaetothyriales; Herpotrichiellaceae
Exons: 3
Coding region: 1-1785 (594 amino acids)
Molecular function (GO): protein binding
Source: RefSeq, a predicted model, not a curated record